This is a messenger RNA of Colletotrichum spaethianum, 306 nucleotides long. RefSeq names its product NADH-ubiquinone oxidoreductase subunit, mitochondrial. The transcript is spliced from 2 exons. The record is from RefSeq and is a predicted model, not a curated record. Bases 1 to 306 code for a protein of 101 amino acids. NCBI's taxonomy places the organism in Eukaryota, Fungi, Ascomycota, Sordariomycetes, Glomerellales, Glomerellaceae.
AUGCCCACCCCCGAGUCUGAUAUGUUCCUGGCGCAGAAGCCAAAGGUGCCCCCAACCUUCGACGGCGUUGACUACGACGACACCAAGGCGUUCAAGCAGGCACAGGAUGCCAUCAUCCGCGAGCAAUGGGUCGGCGCCAUGAUGCUGCGUCUUGUCGGCGAGGAGCUGGGCAAGUGCUACAAGAAGGAGGGCGUUAACCACCUGGAGAAGUGCGGUCAGCUGAGAGAAAAGUACUUGGAGCUGCUGAAGGAGAAGAAGGUCAAGGGCACAUUGUUCGAGCAGCAGAACUACAUCAGCAAGCAAUAG